CAUCUGCUGAAAUAGUUUUUCAUCUCUGUCAUAUCUUUUUGCUACUCCAUCUCCUGUCAUAUUUGUAUACAUACCAUUUAGUUCCAUUCUCGAGGCCGGCUAUGUUUAUCUUUAUGCAUUCGGGUCCAAUAUGCCAUGCAUAACGGCUUUCGGUUGCCAUUGUCAAACCGUCUUUUAUAAAAUUUAAAGUUCUGUUCAAAUUUAUAAACCAAACAAGCCAAAUAUUGUUUUGCCAUUUGGCGCAGUCAUUUUGAGGAAUAGAAAAAGUAAAAAUCCCUGCAGAACUUCAGUUUCAUUGUUCUUUCAGUGAAAGGGUAGCGUGGUUCUGGGACUGAACAACUGGAAUUCCAGCCAGACAAAACAUUUCUUUUUCAUGUCUUUUUAUAAUAAAUAAUAAAUAAUAAUAAUUAGAAUAAUAAGGCCAUACAAGAAGACAAAGGAAUAUAGAAGGAAAAAAGCUAAAGGUUGCUGGCAAAAUGCCUGUGAGCCUGUCGAGAGAAAGAGCAAAAGUGUGACAUUGUGAACUGAAUCAACAAAAAAGAAAAGAAAAGAAAAGAAAAACAUAAGAAAAUGUUUUAUUGUUUAUUCAUAGAGGAAAUUCUAUUAUCAUGAUCAUGAAGGAGUAUGGUGGUUUAGAGAGUGAUAAAAAUGGUGUCUGACAAUUCCUUUUCUUCUUCUAAUCGCUCUCCCAAGUUCUCCAACUCAUUCACAACUAGGAUCUUUUCUGAUGUUGCUGGGGACAUUACAAUUUUUGUUGAUGGAGAGUCUUUCUUAUUGCACAAGUUUCCACUGGUUUCACGGAGUGGAAAGAUUCGGAAAAUGGUUGCAGACACCAAGGAUUCAAAUCUUUCUAAACUCGAGCUCCUCAAAAUACCGGGGGGACCCCAGGCUUUCGAACUGGCCAUGAAGUUCUGCUAUGGAAUGAACUUCGAGAUCACAACUUCCAAUGUCGCACAGCUGCGGUGUGCAGCAGAAUACCUUGAAAUGACUGAGGAUUACCGCGACGAAAACCUCAUCAAACGAACAGAGACUUACCUCAACGAGGUUGUGUUUCACGGCCUAGAGAAAUCGAUCGAAGUUCUAGCCUCUUGCGAGGCGCUGCCUCCGAUUGCAGAGGAGAUCGGAAUUCCCAACAGAUGUGUGGAGGCUAUUGCCCUGAAUGCUUGCAAGGAACAGCUAGUUUCGGGUUUGUCAAGGUUGGAUUGUGACAAUGAAUCUACAGAGCUGAAAAGUAAUUGCCUUGAGUGGUGGAUUGAAGAUCUCUCAGCACUAAAUAUUGACUUUUACAAGAGAGUUAUCUUUGCCAUGGGAAGAACAGGUGUUAGACAAGAUAGCAUUAUAUCUUCACUAAUGCAUUAUGCUCAAGCAUCACUAAAAGGGAUUGGAAAAUGCCAAGUUUGGAAUCCUUCAAAACUCAAGCCAAAUCUCAUAUUUGCAGAACAUGAACAGAGGACUAUUGUGGAAACUCUUGUCAGCCUAAUGCCACAAGAGAAGAGCAUUUCCAUUCCUUUGAGCUUUCUCUUUGGAAUGUUAAAGAUGGCAACCUUGUUGGAUGCCACCAUUGCCUGCAGGCUCGAGCUCGAAAGGAGGAUCGCUUUUCGGUUGGAGAUGGUUUUACUCGAUGAUCUUCUUAUGCCGUCCAUAAAAACUGGGAACUCGUUGUUCGAUGUUGACACUGUUCACCGCAUUCUGGUAAACUUUCUUCAGCGAAUUGAGGAGGAAGGGAGCGAAGAUUGUGGUUAUGAAUCUGAAGGCAUUGGUUCGCCGAGUCACGGCUCUUUAUUGAAAGUUGGGAGACUUAUGGAUGCAUAUCUAGCGGAAAUUGCUCCUGAUCCUUACCUGAGCUUGCAAAAAUUCAUUGCCAUCAUUGAAAUACUUCCUGAUUAUGCUCGUGUCGUUGAUGAUGGGCUUUAUAGAGCAGUUGAUAUAUACUUGAAGGCUCAUCCAAUGCUAACAGAACUAGAAUGCAAGAGGCUUUGCAAGUUCAUAGACUGUGGCAAGCUCUCUCAAGAAGCCUGCAACCACGCUGCUCAAAAUGACCGACUACCGGUGCAAAUGUCGGUAAAAGUCCUCUACUUCGAGCAGCUAAGGCUAAAGAACGCGCUAUCGGGAAGCUCCGGCGACGCAGGACUACUGUCGCAGCGGAUGAGCAGCGGAGUGCCGAGCGCAGCCAUGUCUCCCAGAGACAAUUACGCUUCUCUAAGGAGAGAGAACAGAGAGCUGAAGCUGGAGAUCUCUCGAAUGAGAGUGAGGCUAAGUGAGUUGGAGAAAGAGCAGCUUUGUAUGAAGCAAGGAAUGAUUCACAAAACAGGAAAUGGGAAGACAUUCUUGACUUCAAUAUCAAAAGGGAUUGGUAGGAUUGGGAUUUUCAGUGGUCCAAAUGGAGGGAAAAGACAUAAAUCUGGAAGGAAGUCUAGGGGAUCAGAAGGGAAGAAUGGUAGAAGUAGGAGGCACUCUGUUUCUUAGGUUGUUGGCGGAAAGAAGAAUGAUUAUUGCCACCGUGCCCCUUAAAACUUUUAAGUCAUUCUCAGUUUGAUCCCAAAA
This is a messenger RNA of Morus notabilis, 2544 nucleotides long. RefSeq names its product BTB/POZ domain-containing protein At3g08570. The transcript is spliced from 5 exons. Gene Ontology annotation, molecular function: protein binding. The record is from RefSeq and is a predicted model, not a curated record. The coding region runs from base 649 to 2466 and encodes 605 amino acids. NCBI's taxonomy places the organism in Eukaryota, Viridiplantae, Streptophyta, Magnoliopsida, Rosales, Moraceae.